This is a messenger RNA of Hymenoscyphus albidus, 789 nucleotides long. Lineage: Eukaryota; Fungi; Ascomycota; Leotiomycetes; Helotiales; Helotiaceae. The record is from the annotation of a GenBank genome assembly.
AUGGUAACCUCAACCACCCACAAAAUCCUCAUCAUAAACCCCAACUCCUCAACCUCCAUGAGCGAAGGCAUCCAAUCCCUCAUAAGAUCCCUCAACGCCGCCGGCUCAACCUCAUCCAUGAUAGACAUCUACACAGCACCCUCCGGACCACCCAGCAUAAACAACGAAGAAGACUCACUCCUCACCACCAAAAUAGUCUACUCUGAUCUCCUUUCCACCAAUAAGAUAUCCCAAUACGAUGCAAUCUUAGUAGCAUGUUACAGCGUCCACCCCCUCGUCCACACGCUCCAAGAGAACGCGGAAGUAAAAAGACGAGGCAUCCACGUAACAGGCAUCUUCGAAGCCAGCAUCUCCACCUCCCUCGCCCUCACGUCCGCCUCCAAUUCCCACUCAAAAUUCGGAAUCGUAACAACAGGCACGUACUGGGAGAAAGUGCUCUCUCAGGGCGUUCAGCAAUUCCUCGACAUCCCAGAUCUGAAAGACUUCCGGAAAUUCAAAGGCGUCCAGAGUACCAGUCUGAACGCCGAUGAAUUACAUACCGCACCCCCAGCGCUGGUGCGAGAGAGGAUGAUGGACGCUACGCGACGACUGGUGAAGGAGAAGGAUGUCAAGGUUGUUUGUUUGGGGUGCGCGGGGAUGGCGGGGUUGGAUGGGAUUGUGAGAGAAGCUUUGGUUGCGGAGUUGGGUGAGGAGGCGGGGUAUGUGCAUAUUCUGGAUGGGGUGAAGGCUGGUGUGGGCGUACUUGAAGGGUUAUUGAGGGCUCUUCCGCCGGUGAAGAGGGAUGGUUGA